AUGUCCACCGGUGUAGUUUGCGCAGACGAUGUUGCCACAACCUUUGAAGGUUUCAAGAUCCAAGCCGAAGGAUUCAAGUACCGUUACUACAUCUACAAGAUUGUUGACAAGAAGACUAUUAUGAUCGAGAAGCAUGGAGAACGUAGUGCCACUUACGAAAACUUCUGCGAAGACAUGCCUGAUGACGAUUGCCGUUACGGAUUGAUAGAUUUGGAAUUCAAUUCGAAAGAUGGACGCCCAACCUCCAAGUUGGUUUUCAUCACCUGGAACCCUGAUACCGCCUCCAUCAGAAACAAGAUGCUUUACUCGGGCUCCAAGGAGUCCAUCAAGGCCGCCCUGAACGGUGUUGGUAUCCACAUCAACUGCACAGACCGAUCUGAGUUGGACUUUGAGAGUACCAUCCUUCCUACUCUCUUGAAGUUCGCCUAA
Messenger RNA from Cylindrotheca closterium, 429 nucleotides. Lineage: Eukaryota; Bacillariophyta; Bacillariophyceae; Bacillariales; Bacillariaceae. The record is from the annotation of a GenBank genome assembly.